Molecule: messenger RNA, 204 nt
Organism: Trichoderma harzianum CBS 226.95
Lineage: Eukaryota; Fungi; Ascomycota; Sordariomycetes; Hypocreales; Hypocreaceae
Exons: 1
Molecular function (GO): protein dimerization activity
Source: RefSeq, a predicted model, not a curated record
GUGGAAAACCCUAUCCAGUAUUGGCUCCUCCGAAGACGUCAAUUUCCACGCCUUCCAUUCAUAGUGAUCGAUCUCUUUUCUGUGCCGGCGAUGUCUUCCGAGCCAGAGGGUAUUUUCAGUCUCACGGGACAAAUGGUUACAGCGCAAAGAGGUCGCCUGAAAGCUGAUAUUAUAGGGGCUGCUCAGUGCAUCUCGUCUUGGUAG